Molecule: messenger RNA, 2367 nt
Organism: Lates calcarifer (barramundi perch)
Lineage: Eukaryota; Metazoa; Chordata; Actinopteri; Centropomidae
Gene: ccdc13
Product: coiled-coil domain containing 13
Exons: 15
Coding region: 238-2037 (599 amino acids)
Biological process (GO): cytoplasmic microtubule organization; non-motile cilium assembly
Cellular component (GO): centriolar satellite
Source: RefSeq, a predicted model, not a curated record
GAGAUCUAGCACAUAUUGCGCAAUUGCCAUAUAUCAGGUUACACUGUGUAACACAUGAAAAUGCAAGUUGAGAGAACAUGAUGUACUUGUUUAGUUAAUUGAAAAAAGAAAACACCUGAGGGGAUGUAAGCACGACUAUGCUAAUCCUUCAGCUCUCAUCACUCCUCACUCACUGUUCACAGUCAUACCAAAUCAGCAUCAUUCAGGGGACACUUACCACCAAACCUGGAUUGAAGGAUGACUGAGAUCAUGGAGCAUAAUGAUGAGCUGAAUGACUUGCGGCUUCAGUUUCAAGCGCUUCAAAAACAGCAGGAGAAAAGAAAACUGGAUAGGAAGAAGGAGAAAGAACCAGAUAAGCCUAAUGUCAGUGUUACACAGGAUGAGUUGGAUCUGUCAACACAAGGCACUCAGGCAGACAACCUGCCUGCAAAUGACAGACUUCUGCAGAAUGAGAAUCAGACUUUGCAAGACCAGCUGAGAGGGCUUAAAGAUGAAAAUGGUCGGCUCUUCAAACUUCUGAGUGAAAAGGAUUUUGAAAUUAAACACCUGAAGAAGAAAAGAGAGGAAGAACGACUGGCCUUGGCAGGCACAUCGGGCUUGGCAGGAGAUGUCGCAGCCACCAAGAUUGUUGAGCUGUCCAAGAAGAAUAGAGAGCUUACUGCUGAGAUUGAGCGAGAAAAGAUUAAGUCAAAGCAAAAUAGCAACAGAAUCAAAGAGCUUGAGAAAGAGCUUCAGGCUACUUUGAUGCACUCUUCACCUGGGCAAAAGAUAGAUACAAGGUCUCAGAGUAACAGGUUAUCUGAAGACUCUAAGCAGGAAAAUCCAGUGGUGAAAUCUCUACAGGAAAAAUUAGCUGCUGCCCAGCUGAAAGUGUCAGAGUAUCGCAACCAGGUUCAAUCUGUCAAACAGGAGUUGAAAGUAGCUCAGAAGGUUUUGAUCAGUGAGGUUGGAGAGGAAGUCAACCUUCAGCAGUUACUAAGCUCCCCAGGAAGCUUUAGAGGUCGCUCUCAGCAGAUACUGGCUCUUCAGACAAGGGUGCGGGACCUUGAGCAGCAGCUGAGCCAGUCAACUCAGCGGAGACAGCCAAGUGUCCUGAGUGUAGAGGAAGAGUUUCUUGGAACUGGGGUCCUUCUGAAAACCUCUCCUCAAGACAGGAACAUCAGCUACAUCCGCGCUGUCGAGAAGGAGAAGAGGGAGGCGUUCGAGAGGAUCUCAGUGGACUAUGAGGCCCUCCUGAAAGACCACGAGGAUGUGAGGAAAAAGCUGGAAGCCUCUAAAGCCAGGAACAAAUCUCUGUCUGCUGAAAUGAAAACUCUGAAGGUCCAAAUUUCCACACUGCUGGAGAAGGGUAAACAUGAUGAUGAGCUUGUGGAUGCUUUGCUGAAGCAGCAGACCCAGAUGCAGGAGGUGCUGAGACGGCUCAGCCGACAGCAGAACAAACAGAGCAGGGAGUCCCAGCAGAGCCCGAGACAACAACCGAGCAGUGAGCCUCCAGAGCACAACACUCUCAUCCAGAAUCUUAAGCAAGUGGUUGCUGAGAAAGAGGCAAAGAUCAAUGAACUAAAAGAGGAAAUCCAACAGCUCUCUGUCAAGGAAGAGGGCGUGGAAAGACAGUCCAGCCCCAAGACAACAAUUCGCAGUUCAGAUUUUUCCCCUGAAGGGGGAGACAUCAACAAGGGAAUAACAUCUUCAGGUUCACUCUCUAAAUUUGGUCAUAAACUGGUGCUGCCUACUGUGAGAAGUAGUAUAGAAUUAAAGGGCCUAGGUUCUUCGCAGUGUCCACAGUGUUCAGCUGAUGUGAGUUCACUCAUGACCCAGUGUAAUGAAUAUAAAAUCCUCUGCGUGGAGAAAGACAGACUCCUGGAGCUUGUGGAUAUCCUACAAAGAAAAGAAAAAGAGAUGAACCAGAGGUGUGUGGAGACAGAGCAGAAGUAUCAGGAGGAGCGCCGUAGGAUAGUGAUCCUGGAGCAGCAGCUGGAGAGGACAAAAUUAGAUUCAAAGACCCUGUGGGAGAUUGGCAGGUCCCCAUUGGACUGAGCGAGAAAGUGCCACAAGACAAAAAUAUCAGCGUUUGGAUGUGAUGAAGAAAGCCUUUAUGCUCAGAGUAACAAAAAACAGCUUGUGUUGAAUACCUCCAGGAUAGAAGGUGAGGCACCCUUUAAUGUAGCAGAGCGAGAUGUGUCAUUGGAGGGACAGAUUAGAUACCAUAAUCCUUAUGACUACAUGCCCUGCAGGAUUGCCAAAUAUGUAUCAACUGUAGUAAUGUGCGUCAGAAAGGGUGUUGAUGGAGCAAAUACUUGUCAUGGUCCCUAACUGCAUCCGAUUCCAGGGAAAAUGUUUAACUUAAUAAAUUUUUGAUUGGUUGUG